AUGGAUCGUACUUGGAUGUAUAAUAGAGCAUAUUCCGAUAGACACGGAUUGAAAGAUGAGUUUGUUCGUGGGGUUAAAAAGUUUGUGAAGAAGGCUUUGAAUCAACCCAUUUGUAAAUCUGAGGGAGGGAUAAGGUGUCCGUGCAUAAAUUGCAAGUGUUGUAAGAUAAGUACAACAACUAGUGUAAGACUUCACUUAUAUCGAGAUGGAUUUCAUCCAGACUAUUGGAUUUGGACUCAACAUGGACAAGUGGAGCUCAAUAUUGAUACAAGGGGUGGCUCAAAUAGUAGUGAACAUGUGCGUCAAGCUGACCAGUUUGAGGCAAUGGAUCAAAUGGUGUAUGAUGCAUUUAGGCCUCAUGGAGGUUUCUCUCACGCGAAUGAUAACAGGGAACAAGAGGAAUUUUUGGAGGAUGAGUUUCCCAACGAAGAAGCUAAACAGUUUUAUGACAAGUUGAUAUCUUUCAACAAGCCUAUCUAUGAGGGAGCUACCCAGUCUAUGUUAUCAAUAUCUACUCAACUUCUUGAAAUUAGGUCUAACUGGCAUGUUCCACAAAAAGGGCUAAAGGUUAAGAAGAUUGAUUGUUGUAAGAAUGGUUGCAUGUUAUACUACAAGGAUGAUAGUAAGUUGUCUGAGUGCAAAUUUUGUAAUGCUCCUAGGUUCAUUCCUCGCAAGACUGGCAUGGUAAAGUACAAAGAUAUCCCAGCGAAGAGGAUGUUUUAUUUUCCAAUCAUUCCUAGAUUACAAAGACUAUAUGCAUCAACCGAGUCGGCAACUGAAAUGAGAUGGCACCAAAUGAACAAAAAUAGUUCCAACGUCCUUCACCAUCCGUCUAAUGGAAAAGCAUGGAAACAUUUUGAUGAUGUAUAUCCUGACUUUUCUAGGGAACCCAGAAAUGUAAGAUUGGGUUUGUGUUCAGAUGGAUUUACUCCUUACAUUCAAGCAUCUGCUUCUCCAUACUCAUGUUGGCCAAUAAUAGCUACUCUAUACAAUCUUCCCCCUGAAAUGUGCAUGACCUAA
Molecule: messenger RNA, 1020 nt
Organism: Lathyrus sativus (Indian pea)
Lineage: Eukaryota; Viridiplantae; Streptophyta; Magnoliopsida; Fabales; Fabaceae
Source: the annotation of a GenBank genome assembly